AUGGCCAUGAAUGAGAAGCCAUUGGAAAUAUCUGGUCAACAUUUAAGUCUACAGUCAUCAGCAUCGCAACGUUGUCUACCAAAAUUACAGAAAACCAGAACAAGUCGUGGACGUUCUGCUGCCUUAUCUGCUGCUAUUAAAGGUGUAAAAAGUGAAAAGCGUAAAAAAUCAACGGUGGCAAUAUCACGCCUAAUCGAACUACCCCGUCCCGAUGUCCUAAACAGUUAUUUAUCCUAUAGUGAAAUUGUACAAUAUUUAGAUUAUUUGCGUUUACGCUAUUGUGAAUUUGUCAAACUCCACACCUUGGGUUUAUCCUAUGAAAGACGUCCCAUUCGAGCAAUAGAAAUUCAUUGGAAUAGUGAACGUAAUUUAUGGGCCCAGGCCAAAGAGAAUCGUAUCGCAUCAGCACCAAGCUCGUGUAACGUGGAAUUAAAAGAAAUGGAAUUAUGUGCUCCGGAAAAAGGACGUAAUAUGGUCUUCAUUGAGGCCGGUACACAUGCUCGUGAAUGGAUUACAGUAACGGUGGCAUUACAUUGUAUUCACCAGCUGACGGAAAAGAAUGGACGUCAUCGUGAAUUAUUGAGGAAACUGCGAUUCUUUAUUGUGCCCGUCGUUAAUCCCGAUGGUUAUGAGUAUUCCAAGAAUAAGAAUCCACGAUGGCGGAAAAAUCGUCGCCCCCAUGACGAUGAUGGCUAUGUGGGUACAGAUUGUAAUCGUAAUUUUGAUAUCCAUUGGGAUCAAUGUAAAUCAAAUGCGAAACGGAACACUUAUCCUGGCGAUAAACCCUUCUCCGAACCGGAAACCAAAUCUCUGGCCCAGAUGCUACAUAAACUGGCACCAAAACUUUUGUUCUUUCUAUCAUUGCAUUCGUAUGCUCAGUGCAUAAUGUAUCCCUGGGGCCAUAGCAAAUGCUUACCCCAAGACUACAAACUAAUGGAAAGUGUUGCCAUGGCCGCAAGGAAUGCUAUCAAAUCAUAUAAUGGUCGUUAUUAUCGUGUUGGAAGUAUUUCGCAUCUUACGAAACGAAUUAUUGCCGGUUCGGUGGUCGACUAUGCAUAUGGUGUUGUUAAAAUACCGAUUUGCUUAGUUAUGGAGCUGCCAUCAACAGAAUAUGGAUUUCAGCCACCACCAGAGAAAAUUAGUCCAAUAAGUAGUGAAAGUUGGUGUGGCAUACGGGAAAUGUGUAAACAUGCGUACAAUCUUAAAACACAAAUUCAGGAACAAGAAACUAAACAACGACUGGAAAAUCAAAAUGAAGGGUUUUUGCCAACAAACAUAAUUUCCAUAAAAGUAGAACCCCAAACGAAGUCGUUAUUAAAGCACAAAGAAAUUAACGACGAAAUGAUGGAAUCUCAUUCAACGGAAACAAUAGGGGAGGACCAGAAUGACAAGAAAAUAUUGCCUAAAUUUAAUGUAAGAAAUAAAAUUGUUAAUAGGCCAACUGAUGGCUAUUAUCCAUCGUUAUUGGACGAAUAA
Musca vetustissima is the source of this 1476-nucleotide messenger RNA. RefSeq names its product carboxypeptidase B1. Gene Ontology annotation, molecular function: metallocarboxypeptidase activity; zinc ion binding. Gene Ontology annotation, biological process: proteolysis. NCBI's taxonomy places the organism in Eukaryota, Metazoa, Arthropoda, Insecta, Diptera, Muscidae. Bases 1 to 1476 code for a protein of 491 amino acids. The record is from RefSeq and is a predicted model, not a curated record. The transcript has 3 exons.